CGAUCGAUCACGCAACAUUGUGACCACAGCGCUAUUCGGGAUCUGCAUUUCUGAAAGGCUCGUCCCAAGGGUGGUGGUUCGCAAGAAACUCGGGGGCUCGAUCUUAUGGAUCACCUUUAUCUUUUCCCCCGGAUCUUCACCGAAGGAAGGAUCCCCCGUAAGCCCGAGGAGCGGAGGGCGGCUGGGCUCCGAGGGGCUCCAGACCGCCGGACGACGAAGCGCUUCUUCCUUCUCCCAGCGCUGCUUUUGCUCCUCUUGCGCAGCGGCUGCUCCGAUGGACACACCCAUUCUCUGCUUUAUCAGUACACUGCCGUAUCAGAAUCCAUUGGAGACCUGCCCCAAUUCACUGCUCUGGGCUACGGGGAUGGCUUCCUUGCUGGUUCCUACAACAGCAUCACCAAGCAGGCCGUGUCCCGAGGCCCCUGGAUGAAGAAGAUUGAGGAAGAGGACCCCCAUUUCUGGAAUUGGAUGACUCAGAGAGCCCUCCAUUCUGGGCAGCGGUUCAGGAAGGAUCUGGAGAAUAUCCUGCAGGAGAACAACCAAAGCCGAGAGCUUCAUGUCUGGCAGCGGCUCUACGGCUGUGAGCUGGCAGAAGAUGGGAGCAAAAGGGGGUACGAUCUCUACGCUUACGAUGGGAAAAUUUUUCUCAGCUUUAACAAGGCCACCCUCAACUGGACGGCAGCCAACGCCGAGGCCGAAACGACCAAGAAGAAAUGGGAUGCCGACUUGGACAGGGGCUGGCGCAAGAAAAUUUACCUGGAAGGGGAGUGCUUUGGCUUGCUGAAGAAAUGGCUGGACUACAGCAAAGAAGCUCGGGCAAGGAAGAAGCCCCCAGUGGUGACGAUGAGCAGCAGGACUGAGGUUGAUGGCAAGGAAAGUCUUCUCUGCCGAGCUCAUGGCUUCUACCCCAAGGAGAUUGAUGCCUUCUGGAGGAGGGACGGAGAGGUCUGGCUGGAAGACACCCUCCAGGGGUCCGUGGUCCUCAACUCAGAUGGGACCUACUACUACUGGCUCAGUAUCCAAAUUGAUCCCAAAGAGAGGAGCCGCUACUGGUGUCAUGUGGAACAUGAUGGCUUGCAGGAACCUCUGGACUUGGCCAUGGAAGAGGCUGCUUUAUCUGCUGUGUAUUUCAGAAGGGGAUGAAUGGUGGUUCUUGUCCUUCUGCCGGUGAUAUUAAUUGGAUGUAUUGGAUGUUGGCCGAAGAAAAAGAAAAAAGAAGAAUCCACCACUUCAGAUGAUGCUCUCGAAGCAGUGAUGAAUUAUAGGUAGUCUUUGGCUUACAACCGAAAUUGGGACCAGAAUUUGCACCACUAAACCAUGAGAAAGAUCAAGACUGUGGACUUUUCGAUCCAUUUAAUUGAAGCAAACAUCACUAGGAUUUUCUUAUAAUGUAGUGCGGAGGGGAACUGUGCAGAAGGACUUGGACAUUCCCUUAUUUCAGAU
Molecule: messenger RNA, 1443 nt
Organism: Pseudonaja textilis
Lineage: Eukaryota; Metazoa; Chordata; Lepidosauria; Squamata; Elapidae
Source: RefSeq, a predicted model, not a curated record